Molecule: messenger RNA, 1480 nt
Organism: Leucoraja erinaceus (little skate)
Lineage: Eukaryota; Metazoa; Chordata; Chondrichthyes; Rajiformes; Rajidae
Gene: rbks
Product: ribokinase
Exons: 8
Coding region: 456-1358 (300 amino acids)
Biological process (GO): D-ribose metabolic process
Molecular function (GO): ribokinase activity
Source: RefSeq, a predicted model, not a curated record
CCUCCCCGCAUGUGUUGCAGCAGAGCACAACAUGCUGGAGUAACUCAGCGGGUCAGGCAGCAUGUGCGGGAGGGAAUGAACGGACAGACCAGCCACCCUUCCCCAGUGCCUGCAGCAUUUUGUGCUUUGCUCAGGGUGCCAGCAUCUGCAGUUCCCCGUGUCUCUACCCGUUGAAGCAUUAUAUUUGUCAAAGUCAGGCAGUCAACUACGGUUGGGGUCUUGCUGCAACCGCGGUCGCAUUGACCUUUGCUUGCACCAAGUUGUUCACUGUUGCUGCACCGGUCCGUGUCACAGUUCCGUCUGCUUUAAAAAACCAUCACAAAUAUGUCAAUUCCAGCAAACACUGCGGCUUAUGAUAUAGUGGUUGUAGGAUCCUGCAUGACUGACUUGGUCAGGUUAGUGCAUGUGUAUAUGUACAAUAACAUAGAGGCAUCUCUUAUGUGUUUUAUCAUUGCAUGUAUUGGAGCAACUGGGUCAGUUUCACACCGCGUUUACCUAAAGCUGGAGAAACCAUACACGGGCACAAAUUUUUCAUUGGAUUUGGAGGGAAAGGAGCCAACCAAUGUAUCCAGGCAGCACGGCUUGGAGCCAAAUCCGCAAUGGUUUGCAAGGUUGGGAAGGAUUCAUUUGGAGAAAAUUACAUCCAAAACUUCAAAAGUAAUGGCGUAUCUACAGAAUACGUGGGCCAAACAAGUGAAGCAUCGACAGGAGUUGCUCCCAUUACAGUGAACGAUGACGGACAGAAUGCAAUUGUUAUAGUGGCUGGGGCUAACCUGCUCUUGAAUUGUGAAGAUUUGGUCCGAGCUACGAACACGAUCCGUUCUGCAAAGGUGGUUGUCUGCCAACUGGAAAUUCAACCUGUCAUCUCAUUGGAAGCCUUAAAAAUAGCACAUGGGGCUGGUGUGAAGACCAUCUUCAACCCUGCUCCGGCUACUGCUGAUCUUGAUCCCGAUUUCUACAAAAACACAGAUGUCUUCUGCUGCAAUGAGACCGAGGCGGAGAUCUUAACUGGUGUUGAAGUGGCCAACGUUGAAGAUGCUAAGAAGGCAGGCUCCAGACUGCUGGAGAAGGGUUGCACCUCAGUGAUUGUCACUCUGGGGGCAGAGGGCACUCUGCUGAUGACACAGGGCCAGCGAGCUCCCCUGCACAUUCCCACCAAGAACGUGAAGGCAGUGGACACAACGGGUGCGGGAGACAGCUUUGUGGGUGCCCUGGCGUUCUACAUGGCUAACUAUUCUUGCCUGGACUUGGAGGAGAUGAUCAGAAGAGCGUGCGCCAUUGCCACCAUCAGCACUCAGGCACAAGGGACACAAGCCAGCUACCCCAGCAGACCACAGCUCCCACCAGAACUAUUUUAGGCCAAGCUGCCCGCUUCAUGACGAGACGAAGAAUCGAGACACUCAACACGGAUAUAUCCAAAGGUCUUUAUGGUACAUUGUUAAGGAUAACUAACAACUUGUAAAUAAAAGUGUUCAUCAGA